AUGGCUGCUUUCCCUCCUCCGCCUGUCAACACGAUUGACUGGUCCAACGUGGGCUUCAAGGUCCGCGAGGUCAACGGUCACAUCGAGUCCACCUACUCGAGAGAGACAGGCAAAUGGACACCCCUCCGCUUCGUCGCCGACCCCUUCAUGCGCAUCCAUGGCAUGGCUCCUGCGCUCAACUACGGACAGCAGGCCUACGAGGGUCUCAAGGCCUUCCGAACUCCCGGCGAUGAGGGCAUCACCGUCUUCCGCCCUGACCGCAACGCCGUUCGUCUUCAGCACUCGGCCGAUGUCGUCUCCAUGCCCCAUGUCCCCGUCGACAUGUUCCUCGAGGCUGUCCGCGCCGCCGUCGCCCUCAACGCCGAGUUUGUGCCUCCCCACGACACGGGCGCUGCCCUCUACAUCCGACCCCAGCUCUACGGCUCCAGCGCCCAGCUUGGCCUGUCGGCUCCCGAGGAGUACACCUUUGCCGUCUUUGUCAUCCCCACCGGAGUCUACCACGGUGCUCACCCCGUCAAGGCUCUGAUCCUUGAGGAGUUUGACCGCGCUGCCCCCAACGGCACUGGAAACGCCAAGGUCGGAGGCAACUAUGCGCCCGUGCUGCGCUGGAGCGACAAGGCCCGCGAGGAGGGCUUCGGCAUCACGCUGCACCUGGACAGCGUCAAGCACGAGGAGAUUGACGAGUUCAGCACCAGCGGCUUCAUCGGUGCCCAGGUCAACGGCGACGACGUCACCCUGGUCGUCCCCGACUCCCACUGUGUCAUCGACAGUGUCACGAGCGACAGCAUCCAGGAGCUCGGCCGCAGCUACGGCUGGAAGGUCGAGAAGCGACCCAUCAAGUACGGCGAGCUCAGCUCCUUCAGCGAGGUCUUUGCCGCUGGCACCGCCGCCGCCCUCGUUCCCAUCCGGUCCAUCACCCGACGCAGGGACGGCAAGUCCGAGACUCUGACUUAUAUCCCCGACGGCCAGGAGGAGCCCGGCCCUCUGUUUGAAAAGCUGCUGAAGCACCUCAAGGAUAUCCAGCUGGCCAAGGCCGAGGACAAGUUCAACUGGCGCUUCCCCGUCAGCGCGGCCGACAAGGAGGUUGCUGGUGCUGCUAACGGAGGACGCAACGGGGAUGCCACGACGGUGGACCAGAUGGACUAG
Fusarium keratoplasticum is the source of this 1146-nucleotide messenger RNA. RefSeq lists its product as uncharacterized. Bases 1 to 1146 code for a protein of 381 amino acids. The transcript has 2 exons. NCBI's taxonomy places the organism in Eukaryota, Fungi, Ascomycota, Sordariomycetes, Hypocreales, Nectriaceae. Gene Ontology annotation, biological process: branched-chain amino acid metabolic process. Gene Ontology annotation, molecular function: branched-chain-amino-acid:2-oxoglutarate transaminase activity. The record is from RefSeq and is a predicted model, not a curated record.